AUACAUACGUUGACAACACUGUUAAACGUCAAGGCCGCGACCAACUUCAAUUGACUCUCGGAUCAGCUCGGAUGUUUGACAGACUACGCGAGUGCCUAUAGUCUUUUUAGUAAUUGAGUCCUGGAAAUUGCUAAGCAACAUAUUGUUUCAUGGGAAAUAUCGCGUGGACUGCAUUUCGAGAUUGCAGUACGUCGAGCGAAACUGCGCUUCAAGAUCUCGCAAAACGAAUAGUACAAAAUGAAGCCUUUGAUCGAGUUCGAGGAAUGUUUACGAGAUACCCCCAAGUUUCGAUCCUGCAUCGAGGAGGUAGAAAGGAAUAUAGAUCAGCUUGAACAAAAGUUAGAUAAGGUAUUAAAAAAUUGCAGCCUAACUAUUGAUACUGGAAAAGCUUUUGUUGGACAGCAAAACCAAUUUGCCAAUAGUCUGUGGGAAUUGUCUCUAUACUUCAGCGAAGAUCCAGAAAUAAUGGCAUUCUUAAAUAAGCUCAUUCAUGCUUUGCAAGAAAUGAACAAAUACCAUAGUAUUUUGUUAGACCAAGCUUCUAGGACUGUGAUGAAAGAUCUUAAUAAUUUUAUCAAGAGUGACAUCAAGAGAGUAAAAGAGUCUCGACAUUACUUUGAAAGGAUUUCCAGCGAUUUGGAUGUUGCAUUAAAUAGAAACUCUCAAGUACCGAAAUCUCGACCUGCGGAAUAUGAGGAAGCGUCGAAUAUCCUGUCCGCUACACGAUCUUGCUUUCGACACACUGCGUUGGAUUAUAUUCACGCACUGACGAUGCUGCAAGCGCGCAAACGCCAUGAAAUAUUAGGCACAUUGCUGAGUUAUAUGCAUGCGUGUAUCACUUAUUACCACCAAGGUAGCGAUCUUGCGCUAGACUUGGACCCAUUUCUGAGAGAUCUCGGUGAAAAUUUGGUUAGCAUGAGAGGUGAUUCGAAUAAGCUCGAGAAGGAAAUGGAGAAUCGACACAUUUAUGUCAACAAUAGAGAUCUGAUUCCCUCACCUGUAUCUGGCAAUCCUAAGAUGGAAGGGUAUCUGUUCAAGAGAACGAGCAAUGCUUUUAAAACAUGGAACAGGCGGUGGUUCUGCCUGAAAGACCAUCAGCUGGUGUAUCGGAAACGAAUAGGUGAUGAAGGUUACACAAUCAUGGAAGAAGAUUUGCGAUUGUGCACCGUAAAACCGGUAGUCGAUUGCGACAGGAGAAAUUGCUUCGAAGUUUUGAGCCCGACCAAAAGUCACAUGUUGCAAGCGGACAGCGAGGAAACGUACUUGGCAUGGGUGACCGCUAUGCAGCAAGCUAUCGGUGCUGCCAUUCAAAGAGGCAUGAGUAUAGAUGGGAACGUUAAUCCACGCGAGUCUCAAUCCACGCGCGAUAACAAGGGCUCCGCGAGACCGUUAACAAGACCAAAGUCGAGAAUAUGGGAGCAGUUAUUGAAGAUUUCGGGUAACGAGAUUUGUUGCGAUUGCGGCGACAUUAAUCCACGGUGGGCUAGCAUCAAUCUGGGUAUUACACUUUGCAUAGAAUGCUCCGGUGUGCACAGAAGUCUCGGGGUACAUUACAGCAAGGUACGCUCCUUGACUCUGGAUGAUUGGGAGCCGGAAAUAUUAAAGGUGAUGGCGGAAUUGGGCAACUCGGUGGUAAAUAGCAUAUACGAGGCUGUACCUCCCGAUAUCACCAAAGCUACACCGAAAUGUAACGGUAACAUUCGAGAAGUCUGGAUAAAGUCAAAAUACAUAGACCGUAAAUUCGUAAAACCUCUAACCGAUGCGAUGAUAUUGUCCGGGGGACAUCACGCCAGUCGGGACGAGAUGCAUUUCCGGAAAUGGAGUGUGCGCAAAUUACGCCGCAGACCACGCAGCUGUGACAAGAUAGACGAUAGUAAUCGUAAUAAUAGAGCAUUGUCAUCGACGUUGUCAUCCGUGAAAGAAGGCCAUCACUCGACGACGACGAGCUCAGAUGACAGCAAGCAUACGUCGAUCGACAGUUUGAAUUCCGUUGACAAGGCAAAGCUCACUCAGGGACGGAAUUCGAUUAGUUCGGAUGACAGCACUGCUGCUGCUAACGUAGACUUGAAAAAUAACUCUGCCCUCUACGGUAGAAUCUUGAAUCGUUCCCAGCACGAUCUGAAUGACGUUAGCAGACACGUAAGAAACAUCCAUGGAGAAAGUCCGGUGGUGAGUGGUGGUGAAUCGCUGCGGGAUAUUCGACAUUUAGACAGUAGUCGAGAUACAAGCGAAACGCAGCACAAUCCCGACGGGCCUAUUAACAACGAUGCCAAAGAUUACCUUUCGAUAUUAGGUAAGAACUCUCCCAGAUCGCAAUGCAAGGAAAAAGCGGAAUCGGACGUGUUGAUGUUUGGCUGCGACGUGCCGAAACCCACGAUCGAUGGUAAUCUAGAAUUAGUGAGUUCCGAUCAAGAUUCCACAGCUGGCGAAGAUGAAGAAUUUAUCGACGAGGAAGAUAUAGAGAAUCUGCAUCCUGACAUGUUACUUUAUAAAGCCGCAGCAGCGCACAAUCUUCCCGUAAUGUGUGCGGCGUUGGCGGCUGGCGCCGACAAAUUGUGGUCCAAUGUUAACGACAAAAGCCGCAGUGCUCUCCAUCAAGCGAUAAUGAGCGGUUCUGUUAUGUCGUGCGAAUAUCUUCUCUUAAAUGGAGCACGAAUCAAUUGUCGAGACGCCGAUGGGAAAACGCCGUUGUACUUGGCGACUGAACUAGGACAUACCGCGCAAGUAUGCCUUCUCUUAAAACACCGUGCCGAUCAACACAUCGAAGAUGGAAGCGGAGUAAAGCCUUUGUCGAUUGCUGUGAAAGAAGCAAAUGCUGACAUCGUUACGUUAUUACGGCUUGGGCUCUUGAAUGAAGAAAUGAAAGAUUCGGAAAUAGGCGUCACAGGCGACGAAACAUUUAACGAUGUUGUUCGUGACUUCAGUCAAUUGGCUUGCUCGCAUCCAGAGCGAUUGCAACGUCGAAACGAAACCGCAAACCUACCGAACAUGCCCGAUUGAGUUUUGCAAAUUUUAACAUCUAAAGGUUUACCAUUUGCAAACAUGACAAAUUAGCCUAACUACUGAGCGAAAGAAUAGAAGAAGAAAUGAAGCGUACCGCAAAAGUAUGGUCUUUCAAAUUGUCGCAGGGUAUUUUAAUCAUGUCAAUGUGCGAAUGGGAAAACUCGCGUCGUUUUCUUUAGAAAGAGAGAGAGAGAGAGACGCAUCUUCAGGUAUUUUAUAUUAUUUUCUCUCUUACGAAACAAACUCUAUUAGCCUCAUAUUUGGAAUUGGCACUCGAGAGAAACGUCAUAUUUUCAUGCGUUAUGUACUUUGAACUCCCCCAUACUUCUUAUAUUGUAGUAUUACAUCUAUUUUUUUCUUAAGGAUAAAUCAAGUCGCAACAAUCAGUUCCUUUCCAUAUAUGCUGCAUUUGCGAAUAAUGCACUAAAAUGUGAGCAUUUAAAACAAUUUUUUGAGAGAUUGCGCGUCUCUCGGUUCUUGUCGAAUUUUUGCGCGUAAGAUAGCACAACUUUCCCCAGAUGUUCAAAAACAAAUAUCCAUAUAUGACGUUGAAACAUGCAAAAUUGUUACUUACGUUACGUUAUACGUCGAAAGUUUUGCUAUUGCAGAUUAAACUUUGGAUGUAUAUUGUAACCGAGGGGGAUAUGAUUAUACAUUUUUUUUACACACACACACACACACACAUAUAUAUAUAUAUAUCUUUACAUGUACUUGAUACAUUGGAGCGUUAUAAAUCAAUUAGUUGCCCUACAAGUUACUUAGAGUAGCGUGUCAUCUUGUUAUACAAUACGUUCAUGUAGCUUGCCAACAUAUACCACGGUGCUACCAUGUAGUUGUACGUUGGUUAAUUGAUUAUAAACAAACUUAUGCUUCCCGUGAAUGGACGAACAAAAAAUAAGAGAGAGAGAGAGAGAGAGAGAGAGAAACAUAAACCCCCUGUUGCCAAAAAUUUCCACUUGUAUAUAUAGAAACUUGAAGAUCUGAGAUAUAUAAUUUCCAUAUAUUUUCUAAAAUAAAUAGUUCGAUUUUUUUAAAAACUUGUACAAAAUGAUGCAAUACUAUGAAAUUAGACGAGGGAAAAGUAAUCAAACCUCUUAGCACACAUUAUGCAUGUUUACUGCAUUUAUACAGAUUUAAUUAAUAGUCGUAAUGUUAGUAGGAUAGGCAGUAUACAAACACAUUCCUGGUAUAUUAUAUCGAUUUUUAAAUUUCGUUGCGUAGAGAGUUGAACGCGAGAAGUGAUAUAAAAGGUGACUGUUUGUAUAGCUCUAAAACUCUCGUAAAGCUCGCCGAUCGAGAAGAAGGAAAGUAAUUUGCGAAAGUAUGAUAAUUGUUGAAAACAAUAUGAAAUGUAGCAUUGUGAUGAUCGUAGAUACGUCGCUCUUGAUAUGCGAUUUCCAUGCGUGUGAGUUAUCGAUUUAUUACAAAUUUCGUAAGGAAGCUCGAAUCAACUAAAGUAACUGAUGAGACAUAUAGGGUGUCUAUCGCCAAAUGUCUCACCAAUAUUGUAGUUUUUAAGUUAAAGACAAAAUUCCUCUACCAUAUUGCAAACAAUCACGCAAAAUUUCGCAUUAUUGAAAAUAACUAUGUAUAGAAGCCAAUCUUCAAGUAAUAGCUCGGGAAUUUGCUCGCGGUUAUUCGCACAAAAUAGUGCGGGACUGAUCGAAAUGCGAGAAUAUUAUGUUGUUGUACCUAGCACAACAGACAUAUUGGUGUAUUGAACAUUAAACUUCGAACUUCUGUCGUUAGGGACACAACAGUCGCCGUAUAUACUUAUAAAUUAGGCCGUUCACGACGAAAAGUCCUUUUGUGCGAAUAAUCAAGCAAUUGACCUAAAUUAACAAGUAUGUGAGACGAAUGAGACACUUCGUGACAGACACUCUGUAUAUACAAACAUGUACGCAUUUCAAAGUUUUAUAACGAUGUGCCGUUUUAAUAUUUGCUCUAAUUUAUAUUCGUAUUGACUUUUACAAUUUGAUAAAGUUACAAUAAUCUUUAUAUGACUAAAAAAAAGAUUGUAAAUAUACAGACACAUCCUUUUUUAUGUACAUUUGAUAUGUAAGAAGACUAUAUCAUCAAAGUUAUAUUUGUACUUACAAACACUGUACGUACCUAUUACAGUCCUGGUCGGACAUGUCGUUUUAUUAAGUUAUCGAAAAAUAUCACUUGCUGAUGAUGUUUUUUAUUCUAUAUAUUGCGCAGGUCAGUUUAAAAUUCAAAGCGUUACGAUUGACGACGCGACACGUUGUAACCGAGGAAAACAAGGUUUUGCAAAAGAUCGACACGCCAAAGCCCGAAAAAUAUAAAACCCCAUAAUCAUUUUGAGCUUUGGCCAAUUUUAGAAUGAACUUUAUACUAGCCACAUCACAAAAUAUUAAUAUUAUGUUUGUAUUUAUACUUCUGUAGAGAGUAAUAAAUUUCACUCAAAAUAA
Messenger RNA from Dinoponera quadriceps, 5435 nucleotides. RefSeq names its product arf-GAP with coiled-coil, ANK repeat and PH domain-containing protein 2 (gene CenB1A). Gene Ontology annotation, cellular component: cytoplasm. Gene Ontology annotation, molecular function: protein binding; GTPase activator activity. Lineage: Eukaryota; Metazoa; Arthropoda; Insecta; Hymenoptera; Formicidae. The transcript is spliced from 12 exons. The coding region runs from base 238 to 3000 and encodes 920 amino acids. The record is from RefSeq and is a predicted model, not a curated record.